AGGGUAUGUUUGAUAGGAGUGGAAGAGAAAUUAGGGUUUUGUGAGAGAGAGAGAGAGGAGCAAUGGCGCCGAAGCAGGGAAGAGCGAGGGUUAGCAGAAACCCAGAAUUGAUAAGGGGAAUUGGAAAAUACUCAAGAUCUCAGAUGUACCAUAAGAGGGGUCUCUGGGCCAUCAAGGCCAAGAACGGUGGCUCUUUCCCUCGCCACGAUCCCAAUCCCAAGCCUCAAGCACCCCCUCAGAAACCCCCUAAGUUCUACCCUGCUGAAGAUGUCAAGAAGCCUCUUCUCAACAAGCACAAGCCCAAAGCUACCAAGCUCAGGGCCAGCAUUACUGCCGGGACUGUGCUGAUUCUUCUUGCCGGCAGAUUUAAGGGAAAGAGAGUAGUGUUUCUUAAGCAGCUUCCUUCUGGGUUGCUUCUCGUAACCGGUCCUUUCAAGAUUAAUGGAGUUCCUUUGAGACGCGUGAAUCAGUCGUAUGUUAUUGGCACAUCAACCAAAGUAGAUGUUUCUGCAGUUAAUGUGGAUAAAUUUGACGACAAGUACUUUUCAAAGGAAGUCCAGAAAAAGACAAAGAAGGGAGAAGGGGAGUUCUUUGAGGCAGAAAAGGAGGAGAAAAAUGUGCUCCCCCAACAAAAGAAAGAUGACCAAAAGACUGUGGAUUCCGCAUUGAUAAAAGCAAUCGAGAGUGUUCCAGACUUGGUGGUUUACCUAGGUGCCAGGUUUUCCUUGAAGGCAGGGGUGAAGCCUCACGAGCUAGUCUUCUAGAUGAAACUAGCGUUAGAAUUGUCUUCCUAUAUUCUUUUUCUUGGCUGAACUUUGAUCUUAUAUUUGUAUUCAUUGGUAAUAGACAUGAAAAACGCGAGUUUUAUUUUUGUAGUCAACAGAUUGUUCCAGGGUUUUUCCUUCAAUUUUGCUCCCUUUUUCAAAUGUCUAGAAUUUUACUCGUGAACCGAGUUAUUUAUGAUUUUAAGGCUUGUUGGCUUACAGAGUGAAAAAUAGUUUCACCAACAGAAAAAGUUCGAAAGAUAGAAGAUCUACCAUUUGGGCGUUUAAAAUUAAUUUUGUUUUCCAUGUUGCUGAAUGCUUAACAGUUCAAUGAAUUAUGAAUACGCUAUUUCAGG
Messenger RNA from Abrus precatorius (Indian licorice), 1120 nucleotides. Its product is annotated as 60S ribosomal protein L6-like. Lineage: Eukaryota; Viridiplantae; Streptophyta; Magnoliopsida; Fabales; Fabaceae. Bases 63 to 764 code for a protein of 233 amino acids. Gene Ontology annotation, biological process: ribosomal large subunit assembly; cytoplasmic translation. Gene Ontology annotation, molecular function: RNA binding; structural constituent of ribosome. The transcript has 4 exons. The record is from RefSeq and is a predicted model, not a curated record. Gene Ontology annotation, cellular component: ribosome; cytosolic large ribosomal subunit.